UGCUGUUUAUACAGGCAUCGAAAGGACGUGAGGAAAAAGAAAAAGGACAAACAAAGAUGCAGAAUCUACUGUUGCAGAUUUUGAUGGGUCACUUUUUUUUUGUCAUGGGUCAAGUCCAUCAGUACGAGUUUAUUGAUACCACAAAAUCCUGGGAGGAAGCCCAAAAAUACUGUAGAAGUAAUUACACGGAUCUGGCCACAGUGCCUAAUGUGAAGUUUAUGAAGAAACUACAAAACACAAUAAACGGAACAGCCGGAGGUGAAGCCUGGAUUGGGCUGUACAACAAACCACAACCAACGCAGACAUGGAGAUGGUCUCAGCCAGAGAUGGAGAUGGAUGCCGUCCCCUGGGCAACGGAUGAGCCAAAUAAUAAAGAAGGACCAGAAAACUGUGGAUUCAUUUCCGAUAAAGUACUAGUGGGGGACAUAAAAUGUUCUUCAAAACGUAAAUUUGUCUGCUAUGAUGAAAAACAACAAGGCCAUGAUAAAUUUUAUUUCAGUGACAUUGAAGUGAAAUGGGAAGAUGCUCAGAAUGAAUGCAGAAAUAGAUCUAUCAACUCAGAAUUGGUCAGUGGUAACACACAGUUAGACGAAAUCAAGAUUUACCCGGGAAUUAAUUUCACUGAAUCUGAAUCCAAGUAUUGGAUUGGGUUAUUCCAAGACACCUGGAGAUGGUCAGACAACAGUAACUCCUCUUACAGAAACUGGAAAACAUUUUGUGAAAAUGAUAACCCUGAAAAAAAAUGCGAUGAGACAUGUGCUGCAGUGAUUCUGGAAGAAAAAACAGGAAAAUGGACACAAACAGACUGUAGUAAAGCUCAACCUUUCUUCUGCUACAAAGAUAAUACAAUACUGCAAAAGGAUGAAAAGUCUUGGGAUGAAGCCUUUCGCUACUGCAGAAAAAAACAUUCGGACCUGGUCUCCAUUGUCAGCCUUGAAGAUCAGAGCUGGAUUCAGGAAAAGGUCAAGAACGCCAGCACUGAGUACGUAUGGCUGGGACUGCAGUACAGUUGUUCACUUGAUUUGUGGUUUUGGCUCAAUGACAUGAUCAGCGAGGAGGACUUGUUUGAAGAAGGAAGACCGGAAUGUGACACGGUUGUGGCCAUGAGUAAAGAGGGCAAAUACAAGAUGGUCCGAAAAUCUGAAAAUAAAAAAUAUAACUUCAUUUGCUCCCUGAACUACAGCGACACUGGUCAAGGACUAAGUUUUUAUGGUUUGCAGUGUGCCAAAGACGAUGAAGAUGCUGCAUUGAAAUAUCCUUGAAUAUAACACUGUUUUUUCUAUAGAAAUUGCUCAGACAUGCAACAUCCAAAUGUCAAGCAUCACAUAGCAAUUACUGACAGCAGCAAUGUGUCUCUGAAUCCUUUCCAUUUUUCAUUAUUUCAUUUGUGUAGGGAGGAACUGUCUAUACCAGAAAAAGAAAAAUGACACUUUCAAACCCCAAAUCCCACACAGCAAUAGGACUGUACACCAAAGACAAAAUAGCACUAAAUAUUUGGAAUGAAUAAUGAGUGAUAUGAUAUACAGAAAAGCACGACUACUAGCCAAAAGCAAAUUGAUAAUCAGGGUUAACAAUAUGUAAUGUAAUUACAUGGAUGAAAAUUACCUCUAGGAAUAAAUAUAGGGGGUUGGUAAAACUGCAGUAAUCUUUAUUACUUUUGUUUCAAAUUAAGCAUUUGAAAUUUUAACAUACAGCUAAUUUUGUUCUCCAUCCUUUGAUUAACUUGGUUGUCAUGAUUUACUUCGAGCAGCAGAUGUCGCUGGUGAACACACCAUUAAUAAACUCAAUAAAGUGGAAACCAAAGCAAACUUCUCUGUUUCCACCAAACAGCAGCUCUCUUUUCAAUGAUGCAUUUCACUGAAACUUACCGAGGGAUGAUUUCUAAAUAACUAACAUGCUCUAAAUGACUAACUUGCUCUUCCUGACACUUGAGCAUCUGUUGAUCUUGCUACCAACAAUAGACAUUGGCCACCUGACAAAAAUUCAUUUUUUUCAAAUGUUAAACAGCUGCUUGGUGUGCCGCUGACAUUGGUCAUAGGUUGUUCUAGCUUCAGUGCUGGUGUGAUGACUGACCCCUGUGAAGUUGCACCGCUGGAUUAGGGAAAGUUGCCCUGAAGUCACGGUUAAGGUCAUGAUGUUAAGGACAUGGAUCACAUGUUCACAGGCUAAACAGUUAACCGCUUUUUCCAUAUAACAGUGCUUUGUUGAAGUAUAACUUCGAACUAGUUUGUGUUUUUAACUUGGUUAUUUUUUGCAACAUUGCUGUAAAUUAGAAAAUGCGCACUGAAAUUUAAGCUACACCACUGCUAUGAAAUAAUGUGAUAUGAAUUUUCUUUAUUGUUUACUUAAUGCAUGUCACUUUGGUGACUUGUCAGAUGAUAUUCAUGUUAAAUGUUUUGGCUCCACCCUAAUUGGUAUUUGAUUACUUUAUUAAUAAACUGAAAUUAAGAAAGAAGAAAAGCUGGAUAGAUUUUAGAAAGCUACUGAUGCAAAAUGUAGCUUGUAAUGAAUGCCCUGAAACAAUGAUUUGGUAUUGGUAUGAUUUCAGUAAUAUCAAAAUUAAAAUUCAAUUGACCUUGUAGUAUUUGAAGAAUGUGUUAUUUGGACCAUUAUUUAAAAGUAAUUUUACUUAGCUGAUAGAUGUGUAAUUCCUGAUAUCAAAGCAUUGUAUUAAUUGUUGUAAAUACUCUGAAAGAAAGUUGUGAUUUAUUGCUUUUCAUACAUAUUCAAAAGCAAUUCUUGAUGGGUUUUUUUUCUAUUAAACAUUCAAACUCUAGACAAGGAAAACAGUAAAAAUCUGCACUUUGCUAAAUAUAUUUCUGCCAAUUUAAAUGACCUAUCAUGACAUGUAACUUUUUGUCUUUCUUUUUUUUUCUUUACCAUUUCCCUCCUUUCCCCUUACUCUUCAGACAAAAUUGUUAUCUGAGAUUAUGUACACUGAAUGUGCUUUGCAUUGUUGACUGGCUAACAAUCUGUUAAAAAAUUAAUAAAAUCUCAAGAAGGAGGAAAAAAAAUAAGCAUGGAACAUUGACUGUGCUGGUACUGAAAACGUACCGGAUAGGAAGUAAAACACUAGAUCCUGAUGGAAAACCACACAGCCAAUCUUUUUCACAGAAAAAUGCCUGUAAGUGACAUUAGCCUGUAUCCAACAGCUGCAAUAGGAGCUCGUGUUUAUUAACCUGUCUAAUGGCAAGCCUGCAUGUACAGUAGAUGUUGCUGCUUCUUCGUAAAUCAGUUUUCUCCAGUAAUUGCUUGUAUUGAUAUGAGAAAUAUAACCAAAAAAAAAAA
This is a messenger RNA of Salarias fasciatus (jewelled blenny), 3288 nucleotides long. Its product is annotated as secretory phospholipase A2 receptor-like. The coding region runs from base 57 to 1262 and encodes 401 amino acids. NCBI's taxonomy places the organism in Eukaryota, Metazoa, Chordata, Actinopteri, Blenniiformes, Blenniidae. The transcript is spliced from 6 exons. The record is from RefSeq and is a predicted model, not a curated record.